AUGGAGUCCAACGGACAGAAUGCGCCCGAUGGGUCCUCCCUGAAGCCAGUCUCGUCCCUGCGGUCGCACUUCGAGAACAUGGGCAAGUCGAAGGAAGCCUCUCCAGCAGCUCAGCCUUCACGAAACCAGUCGCCGUCCCCGAAACCGCCGCCAAUACCAGAUACGAGACCUUCUCGAAACAUGAGCACUGGACAGACCUACAAUGAUGGGAAGGGGAAGCUACAGCUGCCGAACCCGGCCGAUCUCACUCAAGCAGCUCGAUCUGCGCAAAUCUUGAACCCGCCGCCAUUGAGCCCAAAACCCAUCAGGCCGCCCGCCGUCCUGAUCGAUCCACCGCAGUCGCCGCCAAAGGGGAGAAUGUUUCCCUCACCGAUAGGAGACACAGGUGCGCAUCUCAAUCCCGACCCUUCGAAGGCUCCCGGGAUGCCUUCCGCAAGUUCGCCGCGAGCUUUCAAGAUCGCCAGCCGUCCGAAUACCCCUAUACUCGAGGCUGCCCGAUCCCCUCGACUCUCCGCUUCUCAGCCUCCGUCACCCCCACCGCCGCGAAGGUCUGGCGAGUUAAGAAGAGAUCGCGAGACGCGGCCAACCCCCGCUGUCCCUCCGCCAGUGAACCGGGCCGAAAAGCCUAGCAACCGACUGUCCUUUCUGAUGGAUUACGCCCCAAGGUUAGAGUCAAUACCUCGAAUAGAAGAGAGACGUUCGCCAUUCAAUAGUCCGACUACCAGCGCCAGCAGCCCUGAAACCGAAGAGCCGCCAGCACUUCCGAGUCGACCAGCGCGUUCUACGCCUCAGAAGUUCCGUGAACCCCCCAGACGAAUUGUCCCGAACGAAAGAAGCGCAAUCAGCGAAACUCCUGGCACAAGUUCUGGCGGCCCUACGCAGGUAACAACCUCGUACCCCGACUCGUCAAAGGUGAAUCGACGACCGCCUGUCCUAAAACAGGGCGUUCAUGAAAUAUAUACGAAGUAUGACACGAGGAUAUUCGACGUUUGUGGUCAAUACGUGUGUACGAGCGGUCACCUCACUCGGGUUUGGAGUCUUCUAGAUGGCGAGCUCGUUAUGAGCUUUGCUCACGGAGAAGGCGUUAAAGCCACCGCCGUAGCAUUCAAACCGGGCAUAGAUGUCCACGAGGAAGGGGCAAGGCUUUGGAUUGGUAACAAUAUUGGCGAAGUCAUGGAAGCCGACAUCGCCACCCAGUCCAUUGUCGGCAAUAAGACCAAUGUUCAUGGGCGAUUUGAGGUUGCCAAGAUAUUUAGGCAUUUCAGCGAGAUGUGGACGUUGGACGAGGGUGGCACCUUGCACGUUUGGGGCCCCGACAGCGAAGGGCUUCCCAACUUGAAAAUUAGUCCUCACCAAACCUACAGAUUACCAAAAGGGCACACCUUUUCGAUGAUAGUCGGCGAAGAACUAUGGCACGCGACCGGCAAGGAGAUUCGGAUAUUUACGCCGACGGCAGAUGGCAGAAAGCAAGUGCAGGUUCUCAUGCGACCCCUGAUAGCCGAAGGAACAGGUGAAGUGACAUCAGGGACCGUCCUCAAGUCGCAGCCUGGCAAGGUAUUCUUCGGCCAUGUCGAUGGCAAAGUCAGCAUCUUUUCUCAAAAGGACUUCGCCUGCCUCGGUGUGCUCAGCAUCAGCACUUACAAGAUCAAUUCGCUGGCUGGGGUCGGUAAUUGUAUUUGGACAGGGUACAACACUGGGAGAAUAUGCGUCUACGACGUAGACAAGUCUCCAUGGGUUGUCAAGAAAGAGUGGCAAGCUCACGAUAAUCCGGUGACCAAGAUCAUCGCAGACUGUGUGAGUUUCUACACGCUCGAGCGUCAACAAGUUGUUUCGCUCGGUGCGGACAACAUAAUUCGGUCGUGGGAUGGUCUGCUGCAAGACGACUUCCUCGAGAACGAGAUGAAGUCGCAUGACGCUCAGUACUGCAAAUUCGAAGACAUCAAUGUCUUGGCCCUGACUUGGAACGCGGGUGCCUCCACACCAAACAGCCUGAGGUACUCCGAGUCCGAUGCCGUCUUCAUACAAAAUCUCCUGCAAUCGAGCGAAAGUCCGGAUAUCCUUGUUUUUGGAUUCCAAGAGUUGGUAGACCUAGAGGACAAGUCCGCUACUGCGAAGCGUCUGUUCAAGUCGAAGAAGAAGGAUCAUGCGACAGACCAGGAACGGAUGGGCCAUCAAUAUCGAGACUGGAGAGACUUUCUAGUCAGGUGUCUCGACGACUACAUGCCCGCCGAUCACCUGUACCACCUUCUCCACACAGGGACACUCGUAGGGCUCUUUACCUGCAUCUUUGUAAAAUCGACGCUUCGUGAUCGCGUGCGGAACCUCAACACCGCCGAUAUCAAACGUGGCAUGGGUGGCCUACAUGGCAACAAGGGUGCGAUCAUUGUGCGCUUCAUGAUAGAUGACACAUCGCUCUGCUUCAUCAACUGUCAUCUUGCAGCUGGACAAGCCCACGCAAAUCACCGUCACAACGAUAUAGCGGCUAUCAUGGAAAGCGCCGUCCUACCAGUCGAGCGUGAUCCCAGUGUUCGGAUCGACAGUUAUACCGGUGGUGGUGACGGGUCUAUGGUACUUGACCAUGAGCUGUGCCUCCUCAACGGAGACCUCAACUAUCGUAUCGACACCAUGUCGCGUGACACAGUGGUCCUCGCGGUGAGGUCUAACAACCUUGCGAAGCUCCUGGACCGAGACCAGCUCUUAGUGGCCCGGAGGAGGAACCCAGCCUUCAAGCUUCGAGCUUUCGAUGAGAUGCCGAUUCAAUUCGCGCCUACUUAUAAAUACGAUGUCGGGACGGACAACUACGACAGCAGUGACAAGAAGCGCUCCCCGGCGUGGUGUGACCGCCUCCUUCACCGAGGUUCUGGCAGGAUACAGCAACUUGAUUACAAGCGCCACGAAGUCCGGGUGUCUGACCACAGGCCCGUGACUGGCCAGUUCAAGUACACGAUCAAGUCUGUAUCGCCCAAGAAACGUACAAUGACUUGGACAGACUGCCAGCAACGUUUCGAGAACCUCAGGGAGAAGGAGGCACAUGAGGAGAAGCUCUACUAUCUCAUGAACGUACUUGGAUACGAUGCGACGACAAGCAAUAGCCUCAUCCAGGAGCGUGCAGCCAGAAAAGCACAUCGAAGCCCGAGUCGACACAGGGAAUAG
This is a messenger RNA of Anthostomella pinea, 3153 nucleotides long. The record is from the annotation of a GenBank genome assembly. Lineage: Eukaryota; Fungi; Ascomycota; Sordariomycetes; Xylariales; Xylariaceae.